GAGAGAGAGAGAGAGAGAGAGAGAGAGAGAGAGAGAGAGAGAGAGGGUAUAUUUAUAGCUCAGAGCGAGGCUGCACUAGAGAGAUAAGGCUCAAACUGACUGCAGAUAGAACAACAGACAGAGAGAGCGAAACGGAGAGAAACAAUGAACCGAUUCGUGUCGUUGGUGUUGCUGUGGACCCUGGCGGUCCUGUCCACUACCGGGCCCGUUACCGGGGCUGAGGAAGGGGAGAUCUCGUUCGAGUAUCACCGGUAUGAGGAACUACGGAAGGCUCUCGUUUCGGUAUGGCUGCAGUGUCCAUCAAUCACGCGCAUCUACACGGUGGGGGAGAGCUUCGAGGGCCGCGAGCUGCUGGUCCUGGAGAUGUCAGACAACCCCGGGACGCACGAGGCUGGUGAGCCAGAGUUUAAGUACAUCGGAAACAUGCAUGGCAACGAGGCGGUAGGACGGGAACUCAUCGUCUACCUGGCUCAGUACCUCUGUAACCAAUACCAACAGGGCAACGAGUCGAUCAUCGAUCUGAUCCACACCACACGUAUCCACCUGAUGCCCUCCAUGAACCCUGAUGGCUUUGAGAAAGCUGCCUCCCAGUCGGGGGAGCUGAAGGAUUGGUUCGUAGGUCGUAGUAACGCCCAGGGGAUUGACCUGAACAGGAACUUCCCUGACCUGGACCGCAUCGUCUACGGCAACGAGAAGGAGGGCGGAGCCAACAACCACCUGCUCAACAACAUGAAGAAGGCCGUGGACGAAAAUACCAAGCUGGCUCCAGAGACCAAGGCAGUGAUCCGAUGGAUAAUGGAGAUUCCAUUCGUCCUCUCAGCGAAUCUGCAUGGAGGAGAUGUGGUGGCCAACUACCCCUACGACGAGACACGCAGUGGUUCGACCCAUGAGUACAGCGCCAGUCCUGAUGACGUCACCUUUAAGUCUCUGGCGAAGUCCUACUCCCAGUUUAAUCCUGUGAUGUCAGACCCCCAACGGGCUCCGUGCAGGAAGAACGACGAUGAUACCAGCUUCACAGACGGCAUCACCAACGGAGGGGCCUGGUACAGCGUACCCGGAGGCAUGCAGGAUUUUAACUACCUGAGCAGUAACUGUUUUGAGAUAACUCUGGAGCUGAGCUGUGACAAGUUUCCUGCUGAAGACACACUGAAGACUUAUUGGGAGGAGAACCGCAACUCACUGGUCAACUACAUAGAACAGGUACACCUACACACACAGUGGAGAGGAUUAGUGUUUAACUGUUUGUCUAACCGUCUAACCUGUGUGUGUCUCCAGGUGGACUUUGAGCUGGAGUCCUUGGUAGAGAGGAAGGAAGAGGAAAAGGAGGAGCUGAUGGACUGGUGGAAGAUGAUGUCAGAGACACUCAACUUCUGAACACUCUGAUUGGUCCAUAGGGCCACUGGCACGUCUGAUUGGUUGACAGGUUGAUUGACGUGUGCGUCUACAAAUGGGUGUACUAUAUUGUGUGUUGUCCCGCCCACUGUACAGGUCUUCUCUCUUCUCUCUUUUUCUGUCUUUAUUUAAUUUGGUUUAAUGGUUGAUGUUGUUGUCAAGGGUUACCCCAUUCCAGGGGGCUCCAACCUUUUCUAGCAUGCGAUCUACUCAUUAUUUAUCUGGCUUUCCAAUAGGCCCUUUUCUCCCCUGCAACUCUUCCCUGGUCCUUAGUGACCUAGAGGAAGUAGGGCACUAUGUUGUCAACUCUUCCCUGGUCCUUAGUGACCUAGAGGAAGUAGGGCACUAUGUUGUCAACUCUUCCCCUGGUCCUUAGUGUACUAGAGGAAGUAGGGCACUAUGUUGUCAACUCUUCCCUGGUCCUUAGUGACCUAGAGGAAGUAGGGCACUAUGUUGUCAACUCUUCCCUGGUCCUUAGUGUACUAGAGGAAGUAGGGCACUAUGUUGUCAACUCUUCCCUGGUCCUUAGUGUACUAGAGGAAGUAGGGCACUAUGUUGUCAACUCUUCCCUGGUCCUUAGUGUACUAGAGGAAGUAGGGCACUAUGUUGUCAACUCUUCCCUGGUCCUUAGUGUACUAGAGGAAGUAGGGCACUAUGUUGUCAACUCUUCCCUGGUCCUUAGUGUACUAGAGGAAGUAGGGCACUAUGUUGUCAACUCUUCCCUGGUCCUUAGUGUACUAGAGGAAGUAGGGCACUAUGUUGUCAACUCUUCCCUGGUCCUUAGAGAGGAAGUAGGACACUGUUGUCAACUCUUCCCUGGUCCUUAGUGUACUAGAGGAAGUAGGGCACUAUGUUGUCAACUCUUCCCUGGUCCUUAGUGUACUAGAGGAAGUAGGGCACUAUGUUGUCAACUCUUCCCUGGUCCUUAGUGUACUAGAGGAAGUAGGGCACUAUGUUGUCAACUCUUCCCUGGUCCUUAGUGUACUAGAGGAAGUAGGGCACUAUGUUGUCAACUCACCCUAUAAAAUCUGUUAUUAUGUUUUCUGUCAAUAUACCUAGUUAAUAAACAGCUCUAAGGCCCUAUAAAAUCUGUUAUGUUUUCUGUCAAUAUACCUGUAUAAUAAACAGCUCUAAGGCCCUAUACAAUCUGUUAUGUUUUCUGUCAAUAUACCUAGUUAAUAAACAGCUCUAAGGCCCUAUACAAUCUGUUAUGUUUUCUGUCAAUAUACCUAGUUAAUAAACAGCUCUAAGGCCCUAUACAAUCUGUUAUGUUUUCUGUCAAUAUACCUAGUUAAUAAACAGCUCUAAGGCCCUAUACAAUCUGUUAUGUUUUCUGUCAAUAUACCUAGUUAAUAAACAGCUCUAAGGCCCUAUAAAAUCUGUUAUGUUUUCUGUAA
Messenger RNA from Oncorhynchus keta (chum salmon), 2789 nucleotides. It is a transcript of the gene cpe, whose product is annotated as carboxypeptidase E. NCBI's taxonomy places the organism in Eukaryota, Metazoa, Chordata, Actinopteri, Salmoniformes, Salmonidae. The transcript has 8 exons. Gene Ontology annotation, biological process: proteolysis. The coding region runs from base 145 to 1374 and encodes 409 amino acids. The record is from RefSeq and is a predicted model, not a curated record. Gene Ontology annotation, molecular function: metallocarboxypeptidase activity; zinc ion binding.